AUACUGGUUUCUGUCACAAGGGACCGGGUUUGUCUAUCAGUUUCCAGGUGUGACAUUGCAACGCAUCCACACUGAACACACUGCUGGACCCCUUGCAGGCACCAACUCGGCUCGCAGGAACUGGUGUCAGUACACAGUGUCGAAGACUGUGUCAUGCCAAGUGCACAACGGGACGGAGACGCUAGUACAGCGAGUGUUUCAGAGUUGCCGGUGGCCAGGACCCUGUUCUAACCUCAUCAGUUACAGGACGCUGGUCCGGCCCAUGUACAGGCUGACAUUUCGCCAGGUGACAGCACUGGAGUGGAGGUGCUGCCCAGGCUUCCUGGGAGACGACUGCAAAGAGGAGUGUAUGAACUGCACUGGCUAUGCUGAUAUGAAUGAUAGACUGAGUAUGCUGGAAUCCAAGAUUGUGUUGCUGGAGGAGGCGGGACCAUCACCUCUCCUAUUCAGAUACUCCCCAGAUGGGUCAUCAGAUAACGAGGUGGGACUGGGAGCACCCAAACCCACCCCCAUCACUCCCCCCGCAAUCGGACUACCAGGAGCCAGAGGCCUCCCAGGGCCAGCUGGACUCCCAGGUGUGGCGGGACCCCCUGGACGCACUGGAGAGACAGGCCUAGCAGGGAAACCUGGACCCAUGGGACCCAGAGGGCCCCAGGGCCAGCGAGGAGCCCAAGGGGAGAGAGGUGUACCUGGGCCAGCUGGGCCUCUGGGGCCAGCCUCUUCCUUCUCUCACAGAGCAGAUGCGUUUGGUCUGAGGGAGCUGGGCCGGUAUGAAGAAGCUGCACUCCAUUCACAGAACAACCAAAGAGCUGUGACCGGUCCCCCAGGCCCCACCGGAUCCCCUGGUCCCCCAGGCCGUCCGGGACCCACAGGGCCUGCUGGAAACCCAGGUACCCCAGGGAGAAACGCUGGUGUUGGUCCCUCAGGCAAACCUGGGGAUCCUGGGCUUAAAGGAGACUCCGGUGAAAGGGGACCCCCAGGACUCAGGGGAGAACAUGGCCAGCCAGGUGUACCAGGGCCAAAGGGUGAGCCAGAAGAUACCCAGGCUGAGGGGGAGGGGCUGCAGCAGCUGAGAGAGGCUCUGAAGAUCCUGGCUGAGAGGGUUCUCAUUCUGGAGCACAUGAUCGGCAUUCAUGAAUCUGGUUCUGGCCUGGACAUCCUGUCAGACCUGGUGCCCAUGUUUAAAAACAAAAGGGCAGGACCCAAAACCCUGCUCCACUCUCUCACCACAGGAAACAGAAAGCUGAUUGGAGAGGAAAGAGUGAGGAGGAGGGGCAAUUAGAUGGUCCGGCCAAGGGGUGUAGUAGAGCAUGGUUUGUAUACGAACAGUGAUUGGGUAAGAGAUUGAGAUAGACGUACCAUGUGUUCUCUGGGUCAGAGUGGAUGACCAGUCAAUACUCAUGGAAUCACAGAAUUCUUACUCAGAUCCUUGAAUUUGGCCUGUUUAUAAUGUGUUUUUUUUACAUUGACUUUUAGUACUGUGUCAUUAUCGUAGUCAUGUUAUUUAAAUGUAAUUGUGUAACUUUGGUGCUGGUACUGGUCUCAACAUGUGCAUAUUCUCAAUGACAUACUCCUGUUGGGAACUGUAGGAUUACCAAGGGUAAAAGGAGAUACUAUAGCCAGUAGGAUACAUAUAUUAGUUUUAUCUGUAUUCAGUAAGAAUAUCUGUACUGUUUGAUUUUUACAAGACUUGAGAAGAUUUGUUUUCUGUUUUUGAAUGGUUUGAAUUUGAUUUGAACACAACAGGGAAAUAAAUUGGUUUUGUUUCGGUUUUAUAUUUAUAGUAAUGAUUUUGUAUCCGAUGCAGUAGGGGAUAUUGUACUGUAUCUGCCACUGUUGCAUAUCAUUGGAGCAGAUGGACAUGCAUGUUGAUAUCAGAUUACAUCGCCUCACAUGGUUUGAGGUAACAUUAAUUGCUGUAGCACUAGGUAGCGCUUUUGCUUUGCAGUCCUGUUUCAACAAGUAGGCUGGUGAAGCAGGUGAAACUGUUGAAUAGCCAACUGUAAAAUAAAGUUUGACCCGUUGAUCUUACUUUUAGCUUCACCUUUUCUUUCAGUCUGGAGUUAUUAACUCCAAUUUUUUACAUGACAUGUUUUUUAUGCACCUGUUGAAAACCACAUUUAUAAAUAGGUUGAAUAGAAUAGACGUCUGGUGGAUUGGAGAUGGAAUGUGGUUGUGUGUUGGAUGCUCUCAUAUGACCAUUUUUAUAUUGGGUGUGGAGUCCUUGCCAACUCAUUUGCAGAGUGUGUAACCAGAUUAUUAUUAUUGCAGCUCAACUGUUAUGUCUUUCCCUACAGCAUGUCUCUGACAAUUUCAUGACUCAUUACUUCAUAUUUGUGUGUUUGUUUUUCUUCAUCUUUGAGAAUGGUUCAGUUUUACAGUACAUUCCCUUUUUUUUUUUAAAGGUGUUUGUUUUCGUUUGACUUGGCCCAGUAUUUUGAAGAAUGUUCUUUUCAUAAAAUUCACUAUAAUUUUGA
Molecule: messenger RNA, 2477 nt
Organism: Oncorhynchus kisutch (coho salmon)
Lineage: Eukaryota; Metazoa; Chordata; Actinopteri; Salmoniformes; Salmonidae
Product: collagen alpha-1(XXVI) chain
Exons: 15
Coding region: 263-1282 (339 amino acids)
Molecular function (GO): protein binding
Source: RefSeq, a predicted model, not a curated record